AUGGUGAUUGGCAGAUUUCCGUUGGGAAAAAUUGUUGUGUUCGGAAUGAAGCGGGCCAGCUCACCCUUUACUAAGCUUCUAUUGCAUGUUGGAAAACACUAUCCAGUCUUUCGACGUACGGUCAUCCAUCCUCCAGGACAACUAUACCAUGUCAUGGAAACUCGCUCUAAGAUGCGAAUGCUGCAUCUUCCCCAGCCCCGAAAAAUUCCCCCUCUAACAGAUGUACAGGCCACACGAAUGGGUGCCAAUAUUCUAGGCGAGUUCUUUGUAAUGAUCAUUGGUUUAAGCAUUAUUUUUUUCGAGGUGUCGCGACAAAUGCGCAAAGAUAAGAAACUUCAUGAUGAUCAUACCGAGAAGAGAAGAAUCCUAGAUGAACGUCUUGCAAAAAUAGAUUCGGAUGUAGAGCGCCAAGAAAAAGAAAUUGCUUGGCUAAAAAAAAAUCUGCACGUAGAAGGGAUUGGUAAAGACUUUUGUGAGAAAAAAGAAGACUAACCAGCUGUGUAAAAAUUAAUUUGAAUGUAUGUAUAAGUGUAAGCGUCAAAUAAAACUAAGAAAAAACGA
Drosophila ananassae is the source of this 561-nucleotide messenger RNA. RefSeq names its product putative OPA3-like protein CG43998. Bases 1 to 492 code for a protein of 163 amino acids. Lineage: Eukaryota; Metazoa; Arthropoda; Insecta; Diptera; Drosophilidae. The record is from RefSeq and is a predicted model, not a curated record. Gene Ontology annotation, biological process: regulation of lipid metabolic process. Gene Ontology annotation, cellular component: mitochondrion. The transcript has 2 exons.